CUCCCUCUCCUUUUUGUCAUCUGCAGAAGUUCUUGCAAAAGCUAUCUAUCUCGAGCAUCUCGUUCUUUCCUUUAGUUCAGCGAACGUUCGAAAGAAAUGUCGCUUAUCCCUCGCGGCUGGGGUUUUGGGUCGAGCAUCUUCGAUCCCUGGGAUUCUUUCGAGGGCUUCCCCUUCAACAGCUCCCUCUCUUCCUUCCCUCGUCCGUCCUUUCCUAGCGAGUCGUCCGCCUUCGCCAACGCCCGCAUCGACUGGAAGGAGACCCCAGAGGCCCACGUCUUCAAGGCUGACCUCCCUGGCCUCAAGAAGGAGGAGGUGAAGGUCGAGGUGGAGGAGGGAAAUGUUCUCCAGAUCAGCGGCGAGCGGAGCCGGGAGCAAGAGGAGAAGACCGAUACGUGGCAUCGCGUCGAGAGGAGCAGCGGCAAGUUCUUGAGGCGGUUCCGGCUCCCGGAAAACGCGAAGAUGGACCGGGUGAAGGCGGCCAUGGAGAACGGAGUGCUCACGGUGACUGUUCCCAAGGAGGAGGUCAAGAAGCUCGAGGUGAGAUCCAUUGAGAUCUCCGGCUGAGGGUCCUUUAGAGGUUUAAGGUCUAGUGCAGGCGUCCUGUUUGUCUUUUGUCCUCAGAUAAGUGUGAUGGGUCGUUUGUUGCUUUUACUUAUUGGUGUGUUAUGGGAUCUUUUCAUCUCAGCAUCUAUGUCCGCCUGCUGUGUCAUCCUUGGUGAGGGGUUUUGUCUUUCUGGAAUAUCGGUUGCAACCUAUGAAAGUUUUUAAUGUGAAUAAAUGCUGCUGUCUUUUUCUUGAUAGUGGUUUAAGUGUUCUGUUUUUUUU
Molecule: messenger RNA, 825 nt
Organism: Elaeis guineensis (African oil palm)
Lineage: Eukaryota; Viridiplantae; Streptophyta; Magnoliopsida; Arecales; Arecaceae
Product: 18.1 kDa class I heat shock protein
Source: RefSeq, a predicted model, not a curated record